This is a messenger RNA of Theileria orientalis strain Shintoku, 1818 nucleotides long. RefSeq lists its product as hypothetical. Bases 1 to 1818 code for a protein of 605 amino acids. The transcript is spliced from 3 exons. NCBI's taxonomy places the organism in Eukaryota, Apicomplexa, Aconoidasida, Piroplasmida, Theileriidae. The record is from RefSeq and is a predicted model, not a curated record.
AUGGGAGGCUUGAGUGAAGUAAAAGGCACGUCAUUUAACCAGCUCGUAAAGAUAAUCAAGGAGAUGGCGAGAAGAAAGGAUUCAGUGCCCAGAAGAGAAGAAACGAGUAAGAUUCUACAGAAAAUCGGAGAGUUGGCGAGCUCAAUGCUGUACCUAAUGAAAGAGCACCCGUAUCACAUACCAGUGAUACUGUAUCAACUGUCAUCUAUAACAUCGAGAAUUGAGCCUCCACGCCAACAGGAAUGUGUAAGCAGAAUCUCUGAAAAACGUAGUAAAACCAGGUAUAAUUCAUGUAAAACAUGUAAUGGAGUUUGUGAUGAAGUUUACGUAAAUUUCGCGGACGUAAUUAGGAAUAAUUUGGUGUAUUUGAGCCCCAAGGGGCUAUCGCAAGUAUUAGUGAUCCAUUCAGAAUGCAAAAAUGAAGAAAUGUGUAAAAUAAUGGCUGAAAUAAAGCUAAGAAUGUGCUAUUUUAUGUAUUGUAGAUGUAAAAACGCAAGUAAAAGCAAUGCCGAGGAUGACAUAGAUGCUAUAGUGGAUCAGUAUUCAGUUGUGUUUGAAGAAUACGCAGGAAUUAAGCUCCAGAAGGAUGAUUACCUGGUUAAUUUUAUAAAGUUUGGGUCAUUGGGGUGUGAGAACGUAGACAAACACUCCAGUUACUACUUGCCACUGAGCUUGAUGGACAUAUGUGUAACAUUGGAAUCAAUAGCACCGUCUCAGAGUAGCAAUGGUAACGAGGAACCGUACGGUAGAAGUGGCAAUUUGCUGAGUGAGUUGAUUGUAAGGCUGUCUUUUAAGUUGCUUAAGUAUCAUAAUUACAGUAAAAGAGAGGCAGUAGAACGACCUAAAGUCACAAGCAAAUGUGAACUUGAUUCAGUGUGCAGAUUAAUAGGAUUGUUUAAGCGCCUUAAGUAUAGAGACGAGUCUAUAUUGAAUGUGAUAGCGGAGAUAUUGAAUAAUAAUUUGCAACAGUUGGAUUUUAGGAAUCUGGUAACACUAUUGGAUUCAUUUAGUGUACUGAGUGAGAUAGUUUUAGAUUUUAAAAGUAUUGUCUCCAGAAUUGUAAAUUUAACCAAAGUUGAUUCUCCAGACUACCUGAGAUCACUGUCAACCAUAAAUCAGGUGAUCAGCAGAAUCGGUAAGAGAGUCUUUAUUGCUGACUAUGAGCAUCUGACGAAUGUUACGAAGCAGUCGUUGAUACGAUAUGUGUCAAAGAAUCCAAAUGAACUUAAAAACACGAGGGCAAUUGCUGCUAUUGCAAUGCUGCUGAGUAACAUACAAGAGCCUGAGGUCAUUAGUAUAGUGUCUGACGCAAUAUUGGAGGACCUAAUAACAUUCGAUAGGAGGAAUUUGUACGACUACGACGUAAUAAUUGACGUUUUAAUUAAAAACUAUCGAAAGUAUGCUAAAAUUGCUGCCACUCUUAGUGGUGCCAAUGGGAACAGUAUCAGUGAUAGCAGCGGCAAUAGUGCCAGCAGUAAUACCAACGUAUGUAAAUUAUAUAGUUCAAUAUGCCUCAUGGUGUCCAAAUGUAGUUCACAUUACUGUGGAGUACUCGAGGAACGUCUGAGUGCGUCAGGUGAAAGUGGCAAUCAUGGUGUAAGUCUAAGCGGGAUGCCAUUGAGAGAGAUGUGUUACUUUCUAGUAAAUUUAGAAGCAUUUAGUAGACUACAGCGUGUGGAAAACCCCUUUCUGGACUGCUGUAACGUCAAUAUCGCAAACUUGACGAGGAAUCUAGAGUGGUUCUUCACAAGAUACCACACUAGGCUGUGUGAAAUGGACCACUAUCAAAUUUCAAACUACCUAUCGCAAAUGUCAUGA